AUGCACCAGUUCUAUAUCGACUGCUUGCGUGAGGAGUGCAAGUAUGCGACCCUUGUAGACCUCCUUAGCACCAUCAACGUCGGCCAGGCUAUCGUCUUCUGCAACACCGCGGCCACGGCCACCCGGCUCGCCGAGCAGCUGCGGGCCAGAGACCACUUCUCGGCCAGCGCCGUCCACGGGCUGACCGACGCCAGCGAGGCCCGCGCCGCGCUGGAACGGUUCGGGCUCUGCGUCACCCGUGUGCUGGUCAUCACCGAUGGCGUGGCCGCUGACAUGCCCACAUGGGCCGGCGCGCUCAUCAUCAACUACGACCUGCCAGACCACCUGGACGACUACGUGGCACGCGCACGGAUCGGCCGCCGGGGCAAGUACACGCGGCAGGGCGUGGCCAUCAGCUUGGUCACGGAGGUUCGCGAGCUGGCGGAGUACUACAAAGUGGUAAUCCCACCCCUCCCAGCGGACACCGAGGUGGCUCGCCCCUCCUGCAAACGAACCAAAUAA
Molecule: messenger RNA, 501 nt
Organism: Acanthamoeba castellanii str. Neff
Lineage: Eukaryota; Discosea; Longamoebia; Acanthamoebidae
Product: eukaryotic initiation factor 4, putative
Exons: 2
Coding region: 1-501 (166 amino acids)
Molecular function (GO): RNA binding; RNA helicase activity
Source: RefSeq, a predicted model, not a curated record